AUGACUCAGGUUCAGCUAUCACCAUGCAGAAACUACGUUGGCCAAAUCCAGCCGUUGGAAGAUCUGAUUGUGUUGAACAUUUUUCAAACUCCACACAAUACUCUACACCGCUCUUUCCAAAUGAUUGAGUUAAUACAGAGUAGGAUUUCUCUUGAGGAAAUUCCUACCUCGCUUGACAUUAGCUUUCAAUGGGAGUACCCCCACAAUGGAAGGGAAUGUAAAAAAUUGGCAGUAUUGGCUCGAAAUAUGUCAGCGUUAUUUAUCCUAGAUAUAAACAAAGACGAGAGUUCACUGGUGUUGAUACGGCAACCCCAAACCGAAGGAAUCGAGUCAUUUCAAUGGAUAAUACCGACUGAAAGUGAAGAGGCUGCUGGCCACUCAAACAGCUCACAACUAUUGCUAUUUUCAACAUCCAGCUUGAGUGCUAAACUAUUUUCCUUAGACUGCACACACAAGCUAUUUACGGUAGACAAACCGUUGAGUGAUCGUGUUAUCUAUCGCAGGACUACAAAUGGCACAUUCUGGUGCUUGAUUGCUGACACUUUUGAGUACAAUGUACCUCCAACGAUGAAUCAAUUUCUAAACACUGGCCCUCUCAGCAUACCAGUGAACUCAGUUAGAUUUCAAAAUUUUGUUUCCGAAGAAGCUCAUGUGGACUGGUCACCUAGUGGGAACUGGCUACAGGUUCUAGAUCGGAAUGAAACUUUAUCAGGGUACUCUUUAAAGGUAUAUGGGUCGAAUGGUAGUGAUGGACCCGAUUUGGCUAAACCGUUGGUGGAUAUUGAAUUUGCAAACGAAGUCGAAGUCGAAGUCGAUGGUAUGGUAAAAACCUUAAAGGGAGCAACACAAAGUUGCUGGUUCUCGUCUGAUGACGAGGAACUCCUACUAUUAGCAAGGGUCAUGGGACAUAAUUUGGAGCUUCAAGUAGUAUCAAUGAAAUUGUUAAAAGUGGUUAAACGCAAGGUCAAGAACUUGAAAAAUACUGCUCCCGAUUUGAGCAGUAAAGGGUCCCUCGAAGUAGGAGUCAAGAAAGUUUUUCAGCUCCAUGAGUUUUUCUUUGUACAACUAGGCAACCAUUUGCUAUAUUGCUUCCGAUACUACCUGGAUGAGUUGAAAUUUAUCACAAACAUAGAAAGUCGUCUGGAAAUAGUCGAUGUAAUUGUUGACAAGGAUCGGUGGUUCAUCAUUACUACACACCAAAUUCUACUUCACGAGAAAAGCAUCGUGAGACCAAUAUUCUCGACCAAUGAGACAAUAUACUUCACAUCACUACUUGACAAAGAGUCCCUUAUUGUACUUAACCAGGGACCAAGGAGCGAGCUUUGGAUUUACAUUAAUAUCAAUCAAGCAACACAGAACAGCCAGAAUAAAAGUGCUGCUGGUAAUCAGCUGAUUGACGAGAUGACUGACACAUUUGCGAUGCGCAAACGGGCAAGAAUAAAGUGA
Lodderomyces margitis is the source of this 1446-nucleotide messenger RNA. RefSeq lists its product as uncharacterized. The record is from RefSeq and is a predicted model, not a curated record. The coding region runs from base 1 to 1446 and encodes 481 amino acids. NCBI's taxonomy places the organism in Eukaryota, Fungi, Ascomycota, Pichiomycetes, Serinales, Debaryomycetaceae. The transcript has a single exon.